AAAAGUGUGUUUCCCUGUGUUUCACCUGAAGUUUCUUGGCUUUACUGUCUUACCAACGACUCGCUCCAGUGACCACGACCACACUAAAAUAAACGGCUGAAAGAAAUGCAAAAUUGCAGCCAGCACCAGGCGGCUAAAAACGGAAGUCUAAUCCAAUUUGGCCUAUGACAAUACAAACGCACUUUCUUCGCUACGCAUUAUCCAGGUGCGUGUGCGUAUAGAGAGUGAGCGACAGAGAGAGCGAUAGAGAGGACGAGCAGGCGAGCGAGCGAGAGGUGAAAUAUUUAAAUUUAAAAGCAAGGCGCGUGUGUGUGUGACCCAUGAAAAGUUGUUAAAUAUAAGCAACGCCAAUCGCCGAAUUUCGAAAAUAGAUAAACCCCUACGUGCGCGUGUUUAAUUUGUAUUUUUGGCACUUUGGUUCGGCAAACAGCAAAAGCAUUUCCCUAUGAUUGGCUCAUUCUGGAAUCUGUGCAGAGCGUGCCCAUCAAUGCCGGUAGACAAGCAGCUCCACUCGGAGUAUCGGAGCACUUAUCGUUGGCAUGAAUUUACGGGCAACUCGCGGCCAGAGGUUGUGCGACGGGCGCCAGCCCCAAACCCAAGUCAAUUUGUUGGACCGACAAAUGAGCCGCCAUUGCCGCGCCGGAAAAAAUGUCCAGAAUUAGCAUAUAAAUCGCACGAGUUUAUUAUAGGAUCGGAAUAUACAGAUGCACGCCGAGAUGCCAGUGCACAUCGUUUGGCGAGAUCGGAGGAGCGGGGUGGCACACCUUCGCGCCGCAGCAAAUCGGAGGGACCACCCGUCGUGCCCAAUGGACGUGCGUAUCCCAUUGCAACGGAGAUCGACGGAACCACAAGAAAACAGGCGGGUGAGUCAAAUGGGCUAUUGAAAAAGACCAUCUCUAAAUUGAGCACUGAGUACCGCCUGCAAUUCGUUUGGCCCACUGUCCGACGGAUUAAGGGCGGCGGCGAGGCGACGUCUAGGGCCGCUGCCGGCGAUUAUCCGAGAAAGUCCAUAUCGCUGGGCGCCCUUCGGUCCGGCGGCCAAAGUCACAGUCACUCCCAAAACCAGAGUCAGAGUCUGACCCAAACCCAGAAUGGUCACACACAUCACACGAUGAUGGGUGGCGGUGCCGGCUUGCCCACGGUGCAUAAAAAACGUACAACAAAUCAGAAAGAAGCUACUCUACAUGAGUUGGAGCCCUUGGUUAGCGAUACGGAUGAUAGAAAAACGCACGAGAAACAAGUGACCAUUGUGGAGCGCAAGACCACCUCGCGUCCCUUCUCGCAGGCCAUCGACCAGGAGCGCCUGAACCACUUCAUCACGAAAAAGGAGAACUACGGCUUCGCCGACGCCGCCGUGGCAGCCGCUGCCCUUAAGGACGAGGUUGACAACCGGCAGCAGGCCGCCGAAUCCGGCCAGGUGGUGGUCAUGAACGGCUCCGCCCCGCCGCACUCUAAACCGAAUUUGGAUUUGUGGUUCAAGGAGAUGGUUGAGCUGCGCAAAAAGGCCGGCGAAUACAAGUGUCGCGGCUGGGGCAUAGAAAUCGAUCCGGAGUUGUACAAGAAACAGAAGGAUCUGUGGGAUCAGGUUUCCAAGCGCAGCUCACUUUCAGCACUUUCCCUAGCUUCGUCUGUUCAUAGACCCAUUACAAAGGAGGAGAAGGAACAGGAGAACAAUAAGAAAUCCACGCCAUUGCAAAAGGCCCAGAAGGCACGUGUUCCUGGCCAAGCCUUUUUGAUUGAUAAUAAGGAUGAGAUUUCUGCACUGCCAGCACGCUUUAGCAAUAUACGUCAUCACCUUGAACGCACCACAGGUCCGGAUGUGGAGGAGGGAGCUUUGCUGCCCUCGCCAACGCGCGAGAAACUGAUGCCGGCCAUAACCAAGCGGGAAUCGGAGUCUCAGCGCGGAAGUCCCAAGAAGACUGCCUUAUCCAGGCACGGAUCGCCCCAGAAGGGCAGUCCCCAAAAGGGCAGCCCCAAGAAGGUCCUCAAAACCCGGUCGCAAUCGGCGGGUCCGGGCGUUGCUGAGAAUGAGUCACCGAAGCGACAGAUCCGGUCGGCGAGUCAGGCGCCCAGCAGCCGCAAAAAGACGCCGACAACCGGAAGCGGAAGCGAGCGCAAGGCACGCCCAUCCACCCUAUCCACAACAUUCCAAUCCCGCAUUAAAAGUAGUUCCCUGCCACCGCCCAACGGUAGAGUAGCCUCAGCGCCGCCAGCAACUGCAGCAGCAGCAGCAGCAACCCGAGCAGCAACCGCAGCAACAUCAGCAGCUAAAUCAGCAUUAAACGCUAAUCAGCCUCAUGCUAAUCAAUCACAAUCAUCACAAGCCAAGAGCGGCAGCGGCAAAUUUCUAAAACCAUCGGCAACAUCCGCCCAGCAACAGCAGCAACAGCAAAUGCGUAAGAAAGACAAAGAUAGAUCGAAUAGUAGUUGCAUUGGCAGUGGUAGUCAUGUUGGUGCUGGUAGCGGUAGUCAAGCAAAUAGUGUCAAGCAUCUGCAGAAUAAGCAAAAGCAACAACAACUACAGCAGCAACAGCAACAGCAAAAGCAACAACAACAACAGCAACCGCAGCAGCAACACGAUGUUGCAGCAGCAACUGCAGCAGCAGCAACAUCGGCUCAAAACCCAACCCGGCCUGCAACCAUCAACAUCAAACGGCUCACGGUACCAGGUCAGGAUAGAAAAUUGGCUGAAAACGAUGGCGAGGAUGGUCGUGAGACUGCCAUUUCCAUUUCCAGCUGCAGCCCCCAGCCUCCAGUGCCGGAAGUGCCUGAGGAGCCCCUGGUGAAGUCCCCACCAGAACCGACCCGGGUCAAGUCCCCGGAGCAGAUCAUAAUGCGCUCUCCCGAUCCAGUCAACUGGACGGUGCCCCUAGACACUGGCAAAACCUUUACGGUUACGCAGAAUGUCAAAGAUGGGGAGAACUAUAGCCGACCUCAGAGCGAGAUAAAAGCGUCGACACCGGUGGAGAAGCCCCCACCGCCACCACAAUCGGCACCGCCACAACUAACCGAACAGGCUAAAAUGGACGCCUGGAAGUCCUGCAGUCCAACCACCAGUGCCGCGAUCUACGGCAAAACGCUGACGCCCCAUGCCACGCCCACCGGCCAGCCGGGCGGGGCGGUGCGGUGCACUGCCGCCCAGGACCAGCCGCCCCAGCAGCCGGAUCCUGCGAUGUCGUCAUCCUCGUCGACGGGCACGGCCACGGCCUCCACCGCCCGGACCACUGCCGCCGAGGUCCUGGAGAGGGCACGCGACCGAUUCGAUCGAUUCUGGGGCAGCAGCGCCAGCAAGGAGGAGAGCGUCUAGAUCCUAGAUCCGCAUACUAGAUCCUAGAUCCUAGAUCAGGUACUCAGUGCUUUUCAAGUGCAAAAUGUAUUCCCCGGGGCAGCUAGUUGGCCCUCGAAAGCAAGCAAUUAUGAUACGUAAUAGACGUUAUGCAAUACCUAAUCAUAUACACCAUCUAUCCUAUCUAAGAGCCUGAUUCCACGGCGACACAUUUUUCUAAUCCAAUUUGUUUUUUCAAAUAACAUUUUUAAAGCCCCAAGUCCGAAUUAAGUUUUAGUUUAUAUCAUUUGUUAUAUCGUACCUAUUUGAGACUUGAGAUUAAAAAGCAGUUCCCCAGUAAUUGCCUAAAUAAGUUUUUAUAAAGUAAAUCUUCUUUCCAUUAAGGUAUGUAAAAUCUAUUUUAGUUCACUUUAAUCUUAUGUCAAAAUUUUAUUUUGCUUAAAUUAGUAGAUUUAUAGAUUUUAAAAUUUAAAAUUUUUUCCCUUAUCAGCCCGAAAAAGAUAAAUAUAUUUUUAUAUAAUUUUAAUUCAAACCUUAUUGGGCGCAACACCUUGUGAAAUGGUUUGAAGUAAUAAAUAAAUCUUAAAUGAUGGAAAAAUGUGUCGUCAUGUAAACGGUAUUUAAGGAAAGUCCCGUUUCGACUUGGCUUGAUCUUGAUCCUAAGGUUAAAUUCGCUUUUGAUUUCCUAGUUAAAGUGCUGCAAGCAAAUCUAAUCAGGCCAAAUGUCAUCUAACGACACGAGCAUUACACCAAAAAUGUAUUUAUGUAAGACACUUUCACUGCCUCUACCCAAACAGAAUACAAAAUCAAACCAACGUUGUAUAAUUUGCAAUUGACCCAGAGAACUUUGCAAUAUUUCGACAUCAUCCAAUCAUAAAAGAAUAAAUAUUUAAAUGGGACAAACAUCACCGCAAAGACCCGUCCAAAAAGUGAGGCCAUUCGACAAGAGAUAUACUCACAUUUUUGUAACUUUCAUUAGUUGAGCAACCAAGCCGUAUAUUUGGGUAAUGCAUAAGGUGAUCUAAGCUAAACCGCUGAUCCGUCAAAUACCAAAAGUUGAUAAUAGAUUUUGCACAUGAAUUACAAAAGGGAAAAAUACCAAAUACGACAACAUGAUGUUAAGUAUAAUUUAAGAUACAUUUUGGCUAAUAAAAACGUAAGGCGAAUGAUGGUUAAAACAAUGCAACACCACACAGAAAACACCAGUAAAACAUACUAAUACUACACAGAAAAUGCGAAAAAAUGAGAUUAUGCUUUGAAAAGCUGUGAAACUAGUUUCAGACAUGCCUACAUUUCUUAUAUAACUAUUACGUGUAUGUGAAAAUAGUCGAGAAACAAAAAAGGAAACAAAAUGAUCAAACAAAAUGGUAAAGACCUAAUCGAUUUAAACAUGUUUUGAGUAAAGUUAGCGCUAAAAUGAUUAAGACAAAUGCUUCCCGAAGGGCAAUAGCUUUGAGAAUGUUGAUGUAAUUUGUACAAGCAUUUUGUUGGAUUCUGUUUCUCAUAGCUCUCAGUGUAGACAGUGUUUCAGUACAAACUUAUUACCGAUUACAACUCAGUUUGGCAGAAACUUUUCUUUCCCGCAGGUGAAAUGCUUGAAUGUUAAACCUUUCUAAAAAUUAAAGAAAAAUGACAAAAUCGUGUAAGCUGAAGUUAAAAUUUCAUUACCCAUAAGUUGUGUGAUUAACUUCAGUAUUGAGCUUAAUUGUUGCUUGCCUAUAUAUAUUUUAAUAUAAAACUCAAAAUAACAAAACAAAAAAAUUAAGAAGGGAAAUAACGCCACUUCAAUGGUAUUUAUUACAGUUGAGUAUUUAUACCCGUUACUCGUAGAGUAAAAGGGUAUACUAGAUUCGUCGGAAAGUAUGUAACAGGCAGAAGGAAGCGUUUCCGACCCCAUAAAGUAUAUAUAUUCUUGAUCAGGAUCACUAGCCGA
Molecule: messenger RNA, 5219 nt
Organism: Drosophila subpulchrella
Lineage: Eukaryota; Metazoa; Arthropoda; Insecta; Diptera; Drosophilidae
Product: AF4/FMR2 family member lilli
Exons: 16
Coding region: 446-3307 (953 amino acids)
Biological process (GO): negative regulation of centriole replication
Molecular function (GO): microtubule binding
Source: RefSeq, a predicted model, not a curated record